GUCGUCGGAACGCUCUCAUCGUAAACAGAGAGAUCAGCUGUACAGCAAUCGUGUGGGUCGCCGAUCGCCUAAAAGCCAGUGAGUCGUCGCUGAUAGGCAGUCCUAUUGAGUAAACGUCGUGAGUGGUCACACGAGCAAGGCAAUCCCUGCUCUGACGGAACCAUGAGUGGACCCGUCGCGGAGGAGGAGCUCCGUCGCAGGAACGUACCCGCGUCGAGCAACAUCGCGUCAAGCGACUCUGAACGUGAAGAAUCCGAAGCGGCACCCAAGACUCAUCCUAUCUUGAAACGUGUCGGCCAGUUUACCGAUAGGAAAGACUCGGACUUCUCUGAAGAUGAGCGGCUUCCUGAAGAACGCCGAAUCGAACAAAUCGCGAAGGAGAUGCCGCAGGGAACUGAUAAAGGUCUCCCCUUGCUGGACGACUGGCUCUCAGGCCUACCGGAUAGAUGGAGGAACGGAAUUAUCCGCUUCAUCUCGACGUGGAUCAUGGUGACCGCCUUCGGGCUCGUCGUAUGGUUCGGACCUAUCCCGAUCAUGCUAUCGAUUCUGGCCAUACAAGUGAAGUGUUUCCAUGAGAUCAUUUCGAUCGGGUACGCGGUCUACCGAGUUCAUAACUUGCCGUGGUUCCGCUCGCUCUCAUGGUACUUCCUGAUAACGUCCAACUACUUCCUCUACGGAGAGAGUCUAGUCGACUACUUUGCCAUUUUCGGGAGCAGGGCGAGAAACCUGUCGUUUCUUGUCACUUACCACAGAUUCAUCUCCUUCUGUCUGUACAUCACCGGCUUCGUGUGGUUCGUACUUUCGCUUGUCAAAAAGUACUAUAUGCGCCAGUUCUCGUUGUUCGCCUGGACUCACGUGACCCUGCUUCUGAUCGUCACCCAAUCGUAUUUGAUCGUGCAGAACCUAUUCGAAGGCCUGAUCUGGUUCAUCGUACCCGUUUCGAUGAUUAUCACGAAUGAUAUCAUGGCAUACGUGUUUGGAUUCUUCUUCGGCAAGACACCCCUCAUAAAGCUGAGUCCUAAGAAAACCUGGGAAGGUUUCAUCGGCGGAGGGAUCUCUACUGUGAUUCUCGGCGCGCUCUUGUCUCAUGUUUUGUGCAGCUUCCCGUAUUUCGUAUGUCCGAUCGCAUACGACAGCGUCUCCGACUCAACGAACAUGGAUUGCGAGCCAUCCUACCUGUUCCAGCUCCAAGAGUACACUUUGCCGGGCUGGAUGGGCAUUUUCUCGAAGGUGUUCCGUCUGAAGGUAACCACCUACCCGUUCGUAAUCCAUUCGAUCGCGAUGUCCCUGUUCAGCUCCAUCAUCGGACCGUUUGGAGGCUUUUUCGCCAGUGGAUUCAAGCGUGCUUUCAAAAUCAAGGAUUUCGGAGAUGUUAUUCCCGGUCAUGGAGGAAUCGUCGAUCGCUUCGACUGUCAGAUUCUCAUGGCCACGUUCGUCAACGUUUACUAUGACUCGUUCAUCAGAGCCCCGGAUCCGAAGAAACUUUUAGCUCAAAUCAUGCUCCUGAAGCCCGAGUUCCAACAAAAACUCUUCAACUCACUCAGAGAAACUCUCCUCGAAAAGGGAUCUCUAUCCGAGGCGACCGUGGAUCUACCGAACACCGAAAGCCAAUAGACGAACACCCUAAGAGCGACCAGAUCGCCUGUUCUUAGAUCGGUCGAUAGGAAUGCUCUGAUCACGAAUCGAUAGACCGCCUCUGCGUGGAUUGUGGGCAGGGAGACCACGAAGAUCACUGUCGAGGAGAUGUGACAAAGCGAAUUAUUGUUCCCGCUGGUUAUGGCAGCAGAUGUUACGGCUACUCUACAAUACAACCGUCUGUUUCUCCUUUAUUUCUCAACGAUUUUAGAUCGAGAUCUCAGCUCAUACCUCAUUGGAAGGAGGCAAAGGCGUUACCGAGUAUUCAUCCGUCGAGCGUCGACGAAGAAGAUGAAACUGAUGCGUUUAAUGGUUUUUAGGCAAAUGUAGGUAGGAGCUCCCCAUUCCAAUUCACAGAUUCGGAAUCCGUGUGCAAUUACCAGAGUCAUUAUAAGGAGCUGAUACAACUCGAUGUCGAUCAAUCAUGUGAAGCCGAUGAGGAGGAUCGAACCUCAGAUACCUUAACAAUGUCGAACCCUAAAUCUUUCGCGUGGGAGGACAAAAACCACGUCAAGUGGUUAGGAACUUUUUUCCCAAGGUGCCACGAAGCGACUCGGUGGCUGAAGUGGUGCCGAUGACAUUAUUAUGAUUGUUGUCGUCGAAUAGAUUCCUGUAUUUAAGCUGCAAUAUAGCCAAGUCGACUAGGAUGCCUAUUGAGGUAGACAGUGUUUUUUGAUUUUGUUUCUAUGUAUCCUUCAAGUUGUGAUGUGGCCAUGGUCAGAUGCUCUGACCGACGCUUCUUUUAAUUACUCUGCGCCCACCCAUUUAUUGAAUGUAGUACGAGAGAAGCCCUCGCCUUCCGAGUGGAUGGCCCAAACCGAGUUUAUUGUUUGUAAAUACGUACCUAAAUGUCCUUCUAAACCGAAUAAAGAUGAUGAUCCACCGGGUGUCAC
Molecule: messenger RNA, 2528 nt
Organism: Galendromus occidentalis (western predatory mite)
Lineage: Eukaryota; Metazoa; Arthropoda; Arachnida; Mesostigmata; Phytoseiidae
Gene: Cds
Product: CDP-diacylglycerol synthase
Exons: 9
Coding region: 163-1614 (483 amino acids)
Cellular component (GO): endoplasmic reticulum membrane
Molecular function (GO): phosphatidate cytidylyltransferase activity
Source: RefSeq, a predicted model, not a curated record